Molecule: messenger RNA, 1833 nt
Organism: Thyridium curvatum
Lineage: Eukaryota; Fungi; Ascomycota; Sordariomycetes; Thyridiales; Thyridiaceae
Exons: 3
Coding region: 1-1833 (610 amino acids)
Source: RefSeq, a predicted model, not a curated record
AUGGCGACUCCAGCGCCGGUCGACGCGAAAGCGUACUAUGGCUACCUCUUCCAGGAGGACAAGGGGCCAACCGCGGUCCUUGACGCAUUGCUCAGGGCUAUCGGUCAAUAUAUCAUUGACGAACUCGGUGACAAGAACGAACAUGUCUUGUCUCCCAAGAAAAUGGCAGCCUACUAUCAGGCUGUCGGAGGGAACUAUGACUCCCUCUUCCUGAAGGCGCCGCAUCAGUCCAUCUCGUACAUCUGGCAGGUCACCGGCUGUCAACACACCCUCCAGCCUUCAGAGGACGACUUCAGCGCCCCAAACAUCCCGGCGCUGACCCUGAAGGGCUUUGUUCGCUGGCAGAGCAUCGAGACGCUGCUCUCGCCCGAGGAACAUGUGCCCUUCCUGCAGUUUGCUGUCAAGAAUUGGGGACUCAAGAACCCAGACACCAACGAGCCCUUCCCUGCCGACCUGCCCAAAGAAGCCUUUCCUACCGAGCCCGACCCCGAGAUUGAUCGGUGGCACAAGCAGUGCGCAGAGAAACUACGCCGCGAGGCCACACCCAAGGACGACACGCCACCCUCGUUCUCCGACAGGGUGAACAGCUCCUUUGCCCAUGUGCGGGUACCUCCGGGUGGGCCGGGUUCGAGGCAGCACACUUCCUCCUCGCCACGAGCCCGGAAUAUUGAGCAGGAGUACUUCAACCCGACCGUGGCCUUCGCCCACGUCGCCCCCGCGGGCAAGUAUGUUCCCCGGUCUGCUGGGCUGCACGAAUCACCCGACCGGCUUGGCCGCGGGUUAUUUGCGGAGGACCGCGCACGACGCCGAAGCUUCUCAGACUAUCCGUCGCCUCCUCACGAGCAGCAUCCGAUGCGCACGUCUAACUCGGCGACCCAUCUGGAUCCGCCGCACUAUGUCCAGCAGCGGCGCCAUAGCCAGCCGCGACACAUCUCAUCGUCCAGCGACUCGGACGAACCGUUGAGCCCUCGGACGGCCAAGCGGAGGCACCACCCGCGCAGCGAUGACCAGCCACCCCCGUCGGUGCGCCGCUUCAUGGCACCUCCGGAAGCCCCCAAUGCGCCCCCGGCGGUCGCAGGAUUCAGACCGGACGGGCACAGGCGUCGGGACGACCGUGGAGAGGAGACGCGACGCCGCAGCGGGUUCCACCCCCUAGACAAAAUUACCUCCAUACUGCCGAGCGGGCUCAUCGGCGGCUCGACGGCCGACAAGCCGCGAAGUGGCUCACGCUCGCAUGGCAGCAGCUUGAGCUCCUCGCGCUACUCCCGCGAGAAUCUGGGGUCUAGGCUCAGCAGGACUUGGUCCUACGAUGAUGAAGACGACGAAGAUAUGAGCGGUGAACAAAGCCCCAGGACUCGGAGUCGCAGCCAGCGGCAUCGCGACCGUGAUCGGGAUCGCGAACGGGGCAGCGACCGGGAACGUGAGAGGGAUAGGGACCGCGAGCGGGAGCGAGACAGGGAUCGGGACAGGGACAGGGACAGCGAUAGACACAGAGACCGCGAUAGAGACCGGGACAGGGAUAGAGACCGCGACCGGGACCGGGAUCGCGAUAGAGACAGAGAUAGGGACAGGGACAGGUUACGAGAACGUCCAAGGGAGCCCAACUGGGAAGGGGAGAGGUUAUCUCGCAGCCGCCGUGACCGGGACCGGUAUUUACAGAGACCAGAAGCUCAGCGGAGAACAAGCAGCCAUGCUGAUAUCGACAGGCACAGGGAUCCGGAACUGGAUGAGCGGGAGCACGAGCGGGAGCGCAGGAAGUGGCAGAACCGCAUGCCCAGCCCGGUCGUGACUGGAGUCGGGGGGAGGAAAUAUCCCACUGAGGCAUGGGGUUAG